Messenger RNA from Mycetomoellerius zeteki, 2600 nucleotides. RefSeq names its product L(3)mbt interactor in ovarian somatic cells (gene Lint-O). Gene Ontology annotation, cellular component: nucleus. Gene Ontology annotation, biological process: negative regulation of DNA-templated transcription. Bases 446 to 2563 code for a protein of 705 amino acids. The record is from RefSeq and is a predicted model, not a curated record. The transcript is spliced from 6 exons. Gene Ontology annotation, molecular function: histone binding; DNA binding; chromatin binding. NCBI's taxonomy places the organism in Eukaryota, Metazoa, Arthropoda, Insecta, Hymenoptera, Formicidae.
UGCGAGGUUCCUUGGAGGUUAGGGUGGCCAUUUUUCUCGGCGCGUAUUACCCCGGACUGUGCCUUCCGUGCCGCGCAACCUUCCUGGCACUCGUCGCCCACUAAUCGCGCGGAUCGUGGAAAACUCGUCGGCGCGUCACGUGGUGCGAUUACACGCCCGGUUCUAUCCCGUUCGCGUUUAACGGUCGAGGUGUGUGGACCGAGACACUGGUGGUGCGCGCUUAUUACGCGCUUUUCGGCACGCAGGUACCGGGACCUCCUGGUGAACAUUAUUAACCCUGGCAGCGAUUACUGUAACCAACGUGGUCUCGUCGUCAUCCUCGGCAACGAGAGGCAGGAUUGUUCAGGAGCGGUUAGCGGCGACCGGCCGAAUUGCCAAGGAGAGACGAAGAGGAAGAGGAGAUAAAGUAGUGAGUCGCAGAGUCGCGCCCCGUAUAUCGAUACGAAUGACGAAGAUGCAGCAACACCCGGUGCAGGCGGCGCAGCGGAUCACGCACGAGGACCACAUACUGGAGGCGAUCGAUCAACUCCGUCGACGUAAAGCGCGUCCCGAUGCCGAUCGCAUUUGCAACUAUCUGCUCCGGAAUUACGCGGUGGACGCGCGCGACACGAUCGCCGAUCUUCACCGGCUGAUCGAGGUCGAGAAGGUGAUCCAGGUCGACUACAAGGGUAACACCAGUUACCGUAACGCAAAGAAGUGGACGCGAUUGCAGCUCUUUAAGAAUCGACCGGAAGGUUUUCUCAAGGAGAAACUCAACUCGGGCAUGGUGUCAAGUGCGGUCGCCGAGCUCGUGGUCGAGGAGCCCGAUUACCUUGACCAGGGCGUCCCCGCCGGUCGUCUCAUCGAGCAGCUUCUCGACGGUGUCUCGAGCCCGACGUCGCGUCGCGUGGUCGAGGAGUUUCUCGGUCGGGAGGUCGCGUGCGGCAAUCUCGCGCGCCUGUCCAACGGCAAUUACUCGCUGGUGGCGACGUCCGACAUGACGACGGACGCGACACCGUCGCGACGCGGCGGCGACUCGCAGCCGUCCUCCUCCGCGGCGGUCGCCUGCGCCCUGGAGAACGGCAACGCGACGCAGCGGCGUGUCGGUAAGGAGGCUGCUACCAACGGCACCCUCACCAAUGGCACCAACGGUAUAACGACCAAGGCGACCAAGACAGCGGCGGCAGCGGCAGCGGCGACUGCGGCUGAGCUCUACGAGUUCAACGAGACGGAUAACCUUACCGACACUACGUCCAACACAUCGCGAUCGUCCUCGCGACAGACCAACGAUAGUCCGAAACUGGAUCGGCAACUGCAGCAGCAGAAUUCCAUCAAGAGGAAGGAAUGCUACGAGGUCAACGACAAGAAAAACGUCGAACGCGGCGGUAUCGCGUCCGUCGAGGUGGCAUGCAACGGCGCCGUCGUCGACGGUGAUAAACGAGAACGCAAUUCUCUGGUGAUAGCUACGCCAACGUCAACGAUUAGCAAUAACGUCAAGGACGAACCAAAGAGCAACGAUGUCCAGAAGAUUACGUCUAACCUUAAAAGGUCCGCCAAAGCCGAGCGCAAGCAACGUCUGUUUGCCAGAACGGACGACCGUAUGGACAUCGAGAUUAAGUUCGAAGACUACCAACAGACCAAGGACGAGCGAGAGAAACGCGAGGAAACCGGUCGACGAUCCAGUGAAGAUCGUGAGGAUGAGGACGCCGGCAGGAGCUCGUCGACAAACACAUCCCCGACUCCGUCCAACGUAAAUACUGCCGGAUUCCGCAGCGCCAGGAGAAAGAGAGCUAGAAAAGUGUUUGAUCCUUCGGAUAAUAAUUUGGUGAAGCGCAAACGAGGUAGACCAGGUCAUAAAAAUUCGUUGGUGCAAGAACAAGAUUCUGCUAAGGUAACUGUCAAGGAUGGACCGUUUAGGCAAUGCAGUCUCUGUGCCAAAGAGAAACAAGAAGCUCUCGUAGCCUGCAGGGAUUGCACAGUGCGAGCACAUCCGAGUUGCAUUUAUAGUCCAGAGGAAAUGCUACAAAAAGCCAACAGCAAUUGGCAAUGCGAGCGCUGUAAAACCUGCACAGUAUGUUGCGAGACUUCUGACGCUGGUCCGUUAGCGACUUGUUACAGCUGCGAUGACGCCUAUCAUUAUUUUUGUCAUCCGUCCCGCGUUACAAUAAAAUCGAACACUAAAUGGUAUUGCAAUGAGUGCAUGCAAAAACAGCAGAGCAAGAUGAAUGACAGUCAAAACACUCAUUCGGUUAAUGGAACAAGCAGACCGGACAGCCCAUCAAGCACAACUAUCUUACCGCCAGUUUUAAGUCCGCAAGUUUCUCCCAUGAGGGGUUCUUCCGAAAAUAUUCCUGACGCUAGAAAUUGGACUUCCGAACAAGUAUAUCAAUACUUUGCUAGGUUAUUUCCCAAGGACGCUGAAGUCUUCCGGCAGCAGGAAAUAGACGGCCACGCGCUUCUAAUGAUGAGUCGAAAGGACGUUGUGUGCGGACUCAAUUUGCUAUUAGGUCCUGCUUUGAAAAUAUACCGACAUGUUUUGAAGCUUCAGUUUCGUAGGGAUGAUCCUGAAUUGUAUUGGCAAUAAUACUUACGAAUUUUACUUGAAAUUAAUCUCUAUUAUA